This is a messenger RNA of Emiliania huxleyi CCMP1516, 858 nucleotides long. RefSeq lists its product as hypothetical. The transcript is spliced from 4 exons. Gene Ontology annotation, biological process: amino acid metabolic process. Lineage: Eukaryota; Haptophyta; Isochrysidales; Noelaerhabdaceae. Gene Ontology annotation, molecular function: carbon-sulfur lyase activity; transaminase activity. The record is from RefSeq and is a predicted model, not a curated record. The annotation marks the transcript as partial.
GGCGAGGACGCCUGCGACUGCUUCGACUGCUUCGAGGGUCCGAGCUGCUCCACCCGGCUCGAAGGGGAGGCGUGCGUCGUCGUGGCCAACUCCGGCACCCCCUACCUCUUCGAGGACUAUUGGCUCGCGCGGCCGCGCAGCGCUCCCCUCUCGGUGCUCCCCUCGUACCACAUCGGCUACGACGCCCACGUGCCGCGGCUCGAGGCGGCGAUCCGCAGCCUGCACGGGCUGGUCGGCAACGCCGUCACCGACGGGCGUGAGGUGGUGGUUGGGAUCGGCUCGACCGAGCUCAUCGCGGCCGCCCUCUACGCGCUCUCCCCCACCCAAGAUGAGGCCACUGCGAGCGUCUGGUCGCGCGCCCCCUACUACUCGGGCUACAAGCAGUCGGCGACCUUCUUCCGCUCGGCUGGGUUCGAGUGGGCGGCAGACAACGCCUCCUCGCCGCCGCCCGCCACGGCGGAGCGGCCGCUGAUCGAGCUCGUCACGUCGCCAAACAACCCGGACGGCCACGCGCGCGCCGCGAGCGUGGCCGGGCCUCACAGCAGCGCCGUGAUGGACCACGCGUACCUCUGGCCGCACUUCACCGCCGUCGGCCCUCCCGUCGCCCUCUUCACGCUCUCGAAGAUGACUGGCCACGCCUCGACCCGCGUCGGCUGGGCCCUCUGCUCCGACCCGCACGUCGCGGCCCGGAUGAGGGACUUUAGUGCUUGUACGCAGGCCACCUUCGGCUCCCCGCGCGAGAACCAGCUGCGCGCCCUCGCCGUCCUCGAGCACGUCGUCGGCUCCGGCGGCGAGAUCUUCACCUUCGCGCGCGGCCGGAUGCUCCGCCGGUGGGAGCGGCUCGAGGCGCUCUUUGCC